AUGCCUGAUCGCUCUUCUAAGUUUGGUAAAUCUAACAGAAGUAUCAAUGCUAAUAUGGGGUUCUGCAGUACUUCUAUCAAAGACCAACCGGGGAUCCCGCCUUCUUGUGGGAGCAGGUCAACCGUGGUGGCGGGAGGCAACAAGUGCCGCGCGCGUUUCAAGAAAGGCCGAUGCCGGCCGCCCUAUCGUCAUCCCUUCACUAGUGGGGUUGCGCAAUCGCGCCCGACUGAUAUCAGCGUGAGUUUGGUCGCCUACACUCUCAGCUCCGCCGAAGACGACGCGGGGCGCGCGCCCUUGUUGCGGGGCCCCGCAGCUCGCACUGCGGCCCUACAAGGACCAACAUCGCUCCUGGCCAACGCUCAACACGCUCUAACUGGGAACAACAUCAACGGCAAGACAUCUUCAAUUCCGGCGGCUUGA
Acanthoscelides obtectus is the source of this 420-nucleotide messenger RNA. The record is from the annotation of a GenBank genome assembly. Lineage: Eukaryota; Metazoa; Arthropoda; Insecta; Coleoptera; Chrysomelidae.